CGCGUGCGCAGCUCGUACAGCUGUAGCCAACAACAACAGUGCUGUGUCUGGACGGUGUGCGCUAUCAUUUCCAAGAUGGCGGACCUCCUGGGUUCAAUUUUAAACUCGAUGGAAAAGCCUCCAACAGUCGGCGACCAGGAAAGCCGACGAAAGGCCCGAGAACAAGCAGCCAGAAUCAAGAAGAUGGAGGAAGAUGAAAAGAGGAAAAAAGCAGAGUUCAGGAAAAAGAUGGAGAAGGAGGUGUGUGAUUUCAUCCAGGACAGUUCCCAACAGAAGAGGAAAUACAACCCUAUGGGGAAGAUUGAAAGGAGCAUUCUACAUGAUGUCGCCGAAGUGGCGGGCCUGACCUCGUUUUCUUUUGGGGAGGAUGAGGAGACCCGCUAUGUCAUGCUUUUCAAGAAGGAGUUUGCUCCGUCGGAUGAAGAGCUGGAAGCCUAUCGUAAAGGGGAGGAGUGGGAUCCCCAGCUGGCAGAGCAACGCCGAAGACUAAAGGAACAAGCUGCACUGGAAGAAGCUGCCUCGAGUCAGUCAAAGAAGCCAGAGGCGUGUCCCAACUCCAACUACAGAGACAAGUACAGUCACCUGAUCGGCACCUCAGCCGCCAAGGAUGCGGCCCACACAUUAGAGGCCAACAGGGCAUACGGCUGUGUGCCGGUGGCCAACAAGAGAGACACCCGCUCCAUAGAGGAAGCCAUGAAUGAGAUCAGAGCCAAGAAGCGACAGAAGCGAGAGGACGACACGGGGGCGCACAGCAGCAGCAGCUCCUGAGUGCCCCGCGUUCGGGCUCUUUGCUUGUGUGAGUGCGACAGUAUGCGCGAACACUUUAAAUUCGUUGUAUAAUGCAAUAACCUUGACUUCAGACAUUUAAAAGUAUAACUUAUAUGGCAGUCUCUGACAGAGUGAGUGGUGAGUCUCAGGUGAAUGUGGUCCAGGAGGUGGGUUAGUAUACCUGUUUGUGUACACGUGGAACCUACGCAGUAUGAAAACACCUGAAAUCACCUUUUAGCAUUUUUAAGACACUUUUUGGCAGUGGUUCAUAUUUUUGAUGCAGAUGUGCGUCCAUAGGAGAUAAAUUGUGAGCUGGAGUUUAUUUCAGACUUCAGACUUGGCUACUGAGUUUUGGCAGUGUUCACAAUGUCAUCACAGUUUUUAAAGGAAAACAGGAACAAUGUCUGUCGUCCAGAUUUUAUUCAGUCUUUUUUUUAGUCUGUUUGAGUGGAAGCAUGCCAUUUCCUCCAUCAGAAGAGGAACCCCGUUUAAAAAACACUGUUAUUAUAGGAAUGCAUUACUGAGUCUGUGAUUUUCUUUGUUUUGAUACGUCUGCACUGAUCCUGAAUCAAACUCUAGCCCAUUACUUACAGUAGGCAUCGUACCAGUGAGUGGGAUGACAGAUUACAUGUUGGACUGUGGGUAACCUUCAUUACAUGUCUUUUUUUUUUGUGUGUUUCUCAGCAUCCCAAUGUCUAUUUUAACAUGGUUGCACUGUUUUAUCUGCAGAUGUGUGUAAUAAAUGGAGAACAGUAUUAGACCUUUA
This is a messenger RNA of Betta splendens (Siamese fighting fish), 1534 nucleotides long. It is a transcript of the gene spag7, whose product is annotated as sperm associated antigen 7. Bases 76 to 768 code for a protein of 230 amino acids. The record is from RefSeq and is a predicted model, not a curated record. Gene Ontology annotation, molecular function: nucleic acid binding. NCBI's taxonomy places the organism in Eukaryota, Metazoa, Chordata, Actinopteri, Anabantiformes, Osphronemidae. The transcript is spliced from 7 exons.